Molecule: messenger RNA, 1043 nt
Organism: Cricetulus griseus (Chinese hamster)
Lineage: Eukaryota; Metazoa; Chordata; Mammalia; Rodentia; Cricetidae
Source: RefSeq, a predicted model, not a curated record
GUGCCGGGGCGGGGCGUGCGCGUCAGCUGGGGCUAGAAAAGGCGGCGGCCGGGUCCGGCGAGGUGACAGCCCAAUUUGGACGCCUUGCUGGGCCGACGCCGCCAUGAGCGCCGCGCUUUUCAGCCUGGACAGCCCCGCGCGCGGCGCACCCUGGCCCACCGCGCCCGCGGCCUUCUACGAGGCAGGCAGAGCGGGCAAGCCGGGCCGCGGGCCCGAGCCGGGGGACCUGGGGGAGCCGGGCUCCACGGCCCCUGCCAUGUACGACGACGAGAGCGCCAUCGACUUCAGCGCCUACAUUGACUCCAUGGCCGCCGUGCCCACCCUGGAGCUGUGCCACGACGAGCUCUUCGCCGACCUCUUCAACAGCAACCACAAGGCGGCCGGCACGGGCGGCCUGGAGCUGCUGCCCGGCGGCCCCACGCGACCCCCAGGCUCCGGUUCGGUCGUCCGGGGCCCGCUCAAGCGCGAACCCGACUGGGGCGACAGCGACGCGCCGGGCUCCCUGCUGCCCGCGCAAGUGGCCGUGUGCGCGCAGACCGUGGUGAGCCUGGCGGCCGCGGCGCAGCCCACGCCGCCCACGUCGCCCGAGCCCCCUCGAGGCAGCCCAGGGCCGAGCCUGGCGCCCGGUCCCGUCCGAGAGAAGGGCGCGGGCAAGAGGGGUCCGGACCGCGGCAGCCCCGAGUACCGGCAGCGGCGCGAGCGCAACAACAUCGCUGUGCGCAAGAGCCGCGACAAGGCCAAGCGGCGCAACCAGGAGAUGCAGCAGAAGCUGGUGGAGCUGUCGGCCGAGAACGAGAAGCUGCACCAGCGCGUGGAGCAGCUCACGCGGGACCUGGCCGGCCUCCGGCAGUUCUUCAAACAGCUGCCCAGCCCGCCUUUCCUGCCGCCCGCCGGCGCCGACUGCCGGUAACGCGCGGCGUGGGCCUCAGAGACUCCAAACGACCGAUACCUCAGACCCCGACGGCCGGCCCGGAGCAGACGCCGCCAGAGCCGCUGCAGUUUCUCUGGGAUGUGCGAGCGACCGGAAGCUGCAGCUUGGACAC